AUGGACACAGGGGACACGUUCGCACAGGAAAAAUGUUCACUACACGCCGCGGGAUGGCAUGACAGGAAAUACACUGUCGCACUUCUGUUGGUGGCAGCCAUGAUGGCAUGUGUCCUGGCGGGAGGCUCUGGAGGCGGUUACGGAGGUAGCCGUGGAGGCCAUGGAGGCGGUUAUGGUGGCGGCUACGGAGGCUAUGGAGGCGGUUAUGGUGGCGGCUACGGAGGCGGUCGUGGAGGCUAUGGUGGUGGUUAUGGCGGCGGUCGCGGAGGAGGCUAUGGUGGCGGCUACGGCGGUGGCUAUGGAUACGGGAAAUGA
This is a messenger RNA of Penaeus monodon (black tiger shrimp), 315 nucleotides long. Its product is annotated as glycine-rich RNA-binding protein 1-like. The record is from RefSeq and is a predicted model, not a curated record. NCBI's taxonomy places the organism in Eukaryota, Metazoa, Arthropoda, Malacostraca, Decapoda, Penaeidae. The transcript has 2 exons. Bases 1 to 315 code for a protein of 104 amino acids.